AUGUUAAUUUGGAAUUGUUAUGACAAUAGUUUAAUCAAUAUUUUAUCUGUAUUAUUCAUGUGUAUUUAUAUAUCAAAUCCUGAAAGAUGUUUUUGUUAUCUUAAUUCGACCACCUUUCAAAAUCAUACUAAUAAUAAAACAAAUGAUAAAAAAUUAAUUCAAUGUUCAAUGAUUCAAUCACCUUUAAAAUAUACUGAAGAAAUAUCAUGUCAACGAGUGGAUAAAUUUGUGUGCGUUGGUCCAUAUCCUUCAUAUAAAAAUAAUAAUGAUGAUAAUAAUAAUUAUAGCAGUAUGAAUAGUCAUCAAUAUUUAUCGAUUAAUCCAUGGGCAUUUUCAAAUUUGUUUAUCAAUAAUUUAGUGGAUACAUUACAACUUGAUAUUCAUAUGAAAAUUAAUGAAAUCAAUGCUCUCAGUUUAGCUGGUAUGAAUGGAUUAAGGCAUCUAUUAGCACGUACCAGUUUAAUAACUUGGGAUACAUGUAGUUUUGUUGAAUUGACAAGUUUACGUGAAGUUACAUUAAAUUGUAAAGCAAAUUUUUCUAAUUUUUUAACUUUUAAUUCAUUCAUCUCUGUAAUACGAUUUAUUGACUGUGAAAAUGUACCAUUACAAUUUUAUUGUAUUAAAUGUUAUCAAAAUUCUAGUAUAAAUGUGAUACGUAUACGAUCUGGACCACCGCUUAGACAAUAUUUAAUAAAAUUUACAGAAUUUUCAUCAUUAAUAAAUUAUAAUAAUCAUACUAACGAAUAUUCAUUAAUAAAUAAAUUGAAUCAUUUACCUCUUGAUAGUUGUAUAACUGAUAUAUGCUCAGAUGAAAUGCUUUGUAGAGAUAAUUUACCAGUUCAACAAGUACACAAUAGAAUUAAUCAACCUGAAAAACCAAUAAUUGAAAUUAUAUCAUAUAAUAAUAAUAAUGAUAAUAAAGAGAUUGUAACAACCACAAGUUCCAGUGAAUUAUUUCCAUUGAUUAAACAGUUCAAUAAUAUGACAACUAUUGAAUCAGUCUUACAGACAAAUUUAUCAACUACUUUACAAUAUAUCAAUAAUACAUCCUUUCAUAAUAUUAUAGUAUUAACUAAAUAUGGUAGUAGUAAAACUGAUCAUCGACAAAAAAUUUGGAUUGUUUCAUCAAUUCUUAUUUUAAUCCUUUUAUUUAUUAUUACAUUAGGCAUUUUAAUAGGGAUUAAUUAUCAGCGUAAAUUAAAACACAAGGUCAAAUGUUCAAGGUCAAAUAAAUCUCUAAAUAAUCAACAUCAUCAUAUAUUAUCGAAUGGAAGAACAAAUCAGCAUGAUGCUUUAAUUAUUAUAGAAGAUGGUAAUCGAAUUGAACUUCCAGAAAUAGUAUCAUAG
This is a messenger RNA of Heterobilharzia americana, 1347 nucleotides long. The record is from the annotation of a GenBank genome assembly. Lineage: Eukaryota; Metazoa; Platyhelminthes; Trematoda; Strigeidida; Schistosomatidae.